This is a messenger RNA of Salvelinus sp. IW2-2015, 5846 nucleotides long. RefSeq names its product transmembrane protein 164. The record is from RefSeq and is a predicted model, not a curated record. NCBI's taxonomy places the organism in Eukaryota, Metazoa, Chordata, Actinopteri, Salmoniformes, Salmonidae.
GUUUAAACGCAACUAUCCCCUAGGAAGUAAUUUUCCUAGUGUGUAGAGACGAAAUUUUAAAUGGGUUAAAAGGAACUUGAUGGAUAGAGCUAAAAUUGUUUGGUGAAGAAAGCUAUGCUAUAUUCUUUAAUACAAAAAUAUCUGAAAGAAAACGGCGUUGUAGGCAGCAAGAACCGUAUGUUACAACGCACGUGGACUCGCAUAUCAGUUGUAAUGUAACCAGUUAGUAAGCUACCUUUACAGUCUCGUGCUUGAACGAAUGAUGUUAAAUCUUCGCGAUUCUGCUGGCUUGUGAUAAAUGGUUGGAUUAAAUAGUGCAACUGGGCACCAACGAUGGCCUCUCUUGAUGAGAUAUAGCAACAUAAUAACUACAACUGGACUGUUGAAUUUGCUACUAUUUAUCCAACUCUUAGUCAUAUCUUUGGAUGCUGCUGCCAGCUAGUUAACUUAAUUUCUUGCAACUAAUUAAUAGCUAAACGCCUAAAAUGCCACUGCAAAUAUGUGACUUGGUCGACAUGCCUGUAGCUAAUCGCGUGGUUACUUGUAUGUACACGGGGGUACAACCAUAGCUUUAAUGUUGCUACGUAUUAAUAGUCAAUGUUAUAGCUAACUAGUUAUGAUUAUUUUCUUAUCUGAAUGACCAGGUUUCCAUAUGAUUGAGAAGCAGCUAUAGUUAACUAGCUACUUCCACACUGCAAUUUGGUCUCGCACUGGCGGCCUCCGAGUUAGUCCACGCAGUCUAGCUAGCUGAAUUUCUACUAGUACUACGUCUACCUGUCAAGAAUAGGAGGCGGUGGCAGCUGUGGUGUACAUUUCUGCGUUCUUUAUAGAGAUCACUGCCAGGGUGAAAUACUGCAGUUCAUGUUUCGACAAGAAGUCAGUGUACUAUAUUUUAUUUCCGUCUUGUUCUUACCUUUUCCAAAACGAGAAGAGGAAUAUGUCUAGAUAUAACAUUUACAGUCUUUUAGACUGGUUGUAUGGCGGCGUGGACCCAAAGUUUGAAGGCAACGGUGGCCCAGAAUGUGCCGCCUUUCUUGCACCCCAACAACGUAUCAGCGAGAGUAUUGUCAUGGUUCUGGUUUCCAUCGUGGAAGUUGUCGUCGCACUGAGAAAAAUCAACAUUUCUAAAGAACUCAAAGAGAUCGCGAAAGAUGGUCCAAGGAUAAAAGAGGACAGUUUGGGGAAGAACCUGUUGCUGGUUGCUUUGUGUAUGACGUUUGGAGUAGAGGUUGGAUUCAAAUUCGCCAAAAAGACAGUGAUAUACCUACUGAAUCCUUGUCAUGUUGUGACCAUGCUGCAGAUCUUCUUGCUGGCCUGUCCCCCAUGUAAAACAGCCAUGGUCCUCUUUAGGCUUCAGGUCCAUAUGCUGAACGGUGCCCUACUGGCCCUCGUCUUCCCUGUGGUCAACACUAGGCUGCUUCCAUUUGAGAAGGAGGUCUACUACAUCCAGCAUUCCUUGCUCUACCUGGUGCCUGUAUACCUCUUCAGGAAAGGAGGUGUGUACAAGCCGGAGCCCCUGGGGGACAUGUGGUGGGCUAUCCUCUCCACUGGCAUCCUGUUCCUUUAUCACUUCCUGUUCCUGCAGGGCCUUGGCCUGAUGACUGAGGUCAACCUGAACAACAUGCUGUGUCCAGCAGUGUCAGAUCCAUUUUAUGGGCCUUGGUACCGGGUUUGGGCUGCGGGUCACCAGACCCUGUUGACCCUGGUCCAUGGAAAGGCCCUGACCCUCCUCUCCCACCACACCGGCCCCACCUGCAGGUACUUGCUGGAUACCGCCAGACUGCGCAGCAAGAAGAUUGACUGAACAUCCACACACAGAGACAAACACGAACGUAGCCUUUUUCAAUCCAAACGCCUGUUCUUAUGUUGGGAUUUUCUAUCCACAUUUUUAAUGCAUCUGCCACUUUUACCAUAUUUAUUUCUACUGUAAAGAAAUAAGCAUUUCAGAGUCAAUGAAAUAUCAUUCCUUUAGUGUUUGUGCUGGAUUGCAUUAUAUGCAUGCACAAUCAUGGGCGCCUGAUUUUGUCUGAAAGUGGGGGUGCAAAUGCUUGGAAGGGGGGGCUUGACUUUUUUUGGCACCGUUUGAAGCGCUGUCACCAUAAACAUUAAAACAAUUUACUUGUCUCAGCAGCGUACAUAUUUGAUUAAAAAGGGUAGAAAUGGCUUAUUUGGUCAAAAUUACUUAACAAGCCAAGCACACAGACCCGGCGCCAGAACAGGUUUUAAGUGAUUAAGGGGUGCAGUUGAAAUCGGUGAGGGGGGCACAAUUUUUAAGGGUUCUUGCAUUGGGAUUAUAUUGAAUUCUUAUCACGCUAUAACGUAAUAAACUAAGUUCAAAUGCAGAUACUCAGACCAGUGAGUGCUUUUUGAAGUGACAGAUUAACGUGAAAUCUGGAGCCCAGCUCCACUGUGCUGUAUCAGCACAAUGGACAGCGCCCUACACAAGGCCAUUUUGGUAAUGAAUAUAGGCUACAAUAUAGGCUUUUUAUAAUAGGUGAAUUGCCUAAUGUGAAUGCAGGCGUGCACACAGCUGUCUUACCAAAAUAAUGCAAACUAAAUGCUGAAAGUAGUAGACUAGUUAUUCAUGCAAACAAAAAUACUGAAUAGCAGUUUGGCUUAGAAAAACGACACAGCGAAUGUGAACAAAUGAAUGUGAACAGAACAAAACAGAGUUAGGCCUACUAUAGGCCUAUAAACAAUAGCAGAUUAAUAAAGGCAUGACAGAAUCUAGGCUAGUUACAUUAACAGUAAACAAAAGGAGAAUGCAAAUAACCACAGUCUACAGCAGGGCUCUCCAACCCUGUUUCUCCCCCUGUAAUCAAUUAAGCAAUGCCGGCCUACCAUAAAUACGUUUCCAUUUCAGUUCCUUUUUAAAAACAUGAAAACCAAUAGGCUGCCAAGAAAGCAUACGUUCUAUUUCUAUGGUGAAAUGUAUCGAUAUGUAGCUAUCAUUUGGGUUCUUCCAUUAGAAUUAGAAUGAAUUCUACUUAUAUCACAAUAAAUGUAAAAGUUCAAAGGCCGAGACCAUUGAGUGCUAUAUCAGCACCAUGUACAGCUCCCUACACACUAAGCAAGCCCUUUUUGGCAAUGAAAAUAUAUUUGCCAUUCAUACUCUAGGUUGUUGCUGAAAAGGAUGUCACUGGCUAUACUACCAAGAUUAUGAUAAAACCAACCAGCUAGAUUGUUUCUGACCUUUUCAGAAGAGUUGCAGCCUCCUUGAUGCUCUGUGGAACUUCCUGAGUAAUCAAUCAUUCCAUUCUCCCUGAAAUCUUCUUGUAAGAUCCCCCUCAAAUGGAGGGGGAUUGGAUUAGUUGAGCUUUCCUUGAGUGUAGCAUGCUUCAUCUCCUGACUAAACACAUUUGUCAAAGUGGAAAAGGAGUUUGUGCCAGUUGCCUAUCAUUAACAAGUGUUGACACCUCAGUUCCCAUAGGACUUAAAACUUUGUUUUCUUUCCACAGUGCAGUGCAUUUCAAAUGCUUCAUGCGUUCCUAGCGAAUCCUUUUAUUCUAUCAAUAGCAUGCUUCCAGUUAGAAUACCCGCCUUGGAAUAAGGCCCAGAAAACCUGCAGCUAGGGUAGAAUUCUUUGCCAACCUGGGCUGGCUUCUUUGUUCCAAGAUCAUCAGGAACGGGUGGAGGGGUCUGUGGAGACAUUAUGCUAGUGGCGCUUGUGGAAGAGUGAGUAGGCUCUUCACGCUGAGCUAGCUGGAGCUCGGCAGCAUCAUCGCUGCUGAGCUUGGCGGCGGUUUCGUUUCUGAUAUCCAUCGUGGCAGUGGCAGAUUAGCUGGUUAGAGCAAAAUAGGAUAAUAACACUAACACCCUUUACAGCUAGCUAAGAAGCUAACUAAACUCUGUAGUGGUGGGGCUUUAACUGAACUUGACCUGCCCUUAUAAAUCAAAAUCAAAUGAGCCUAUUACAGGCAGAGGCGUAUCACAUUAUUCACGUAGCCUACCACAGAUGAGCAGCAUUUGCCCCCUGCUUUUUAUGGAAACCCAAAGGAGUCAUACCUAACCGCCCAGUAGCUUUCCUUAGCCCCCCUACACAUAUACACACACACUCUGAGGUGCGCAGAUACUGAUUUUGCGCCAACCUGUCAGUCGAUAAUUUGAACUUUUUUGCUGUUUUUAUAUAGAGACAUAAAACUGAAGUGGCUAAGCCCCCUUUUGCCCCCUCGUGGAGCCGGGUCCGCAAGCAGAGCUGUUUUAUGGAGAUCCAAAUACCCUGUGCUUUUUCAUUUAGAACAUAGUCGCAUACAGACACCACUUGGCAACAUUAUAACCGUGAAGUGGCCAUUGUGCGCUCGCAUAUGGGGCUCAGCCAGAACUGUUACGUUUGUCACUUAAUGAAAAAAAAAUUACAAUGUGAUUUAGUUGAUUUGAAGUUGGGGGAAAUAGAUGGCAAAAAUGCAGAAUGGUGUUAAAUGCCUGUAAACAGCUUGGGGAGGAAAAAUAUUUCACAGAUGUAAGCAUGUAAUAUUAGGCCUACUGGUUAUUUCUCAAAUGGACAUAUACAUUUUAAUACAAACAUUACUAAUCAUUUAAAAUUAUCCAAUGGAUGAUCAUUUUCUGGUAAAAAAGUGGGGGUUAAAACUGAUGUUUGCACCUCUAUUCUGAAAGUGGGGUUGUAGCUGCUCCAUUUUCCCCAUUGCUCAGGCGCCUAUGCGCACAAUGGGAAAGACUUCUGGAGUUUGGUAGUUCUUGAUGUGGGGCUGGCCAGAUGAAAUUUGCCUUUGUUUCUUGUUUUGUUUUGGUACGAUUUUCUGAAUACGAGAUACUUUUUAUUUCUUAAGUUACCUUUUGUAGUUAUGUUCAGUAAAACAUUUUAGAGCUCUCUUAGAUGUCAUUGUUAUUGUACACUUUAAACUCUUCAUUUGGGUUUGCCAUGCCAGUUGGCCUGGAUAUGGGUCAAGUUGACAUUUUGUGUUUGUAACAUUUCAUCUGUGACAAGUUUAAUCCAUUGUAAAAACCAUCACAUUAUGAUUGUUUGAAGAGUAACAGUUGUGAAGCAGCUUUCCCUGUCAUGAUAUCUGUGGUCAGACAGCCUCGGUCACAGCCUCUUCAAUGACUUACAUGGACAAACCUGUUCCUCACGUGCUGGAUCAAAUGGUAUAUAUGAAAGAGGCUCCUGCUUCUUUAUCCCAUUUCUCCAUCACUGAUUUUCAAAACUGCAAAGGUGAAAGAAAUAUGAUGUAGGGGGCCUUUUCAGAGACAAAGACUGUUUUCUGUCCUAUCAGAUUAUAAUGSAGGGGAAACGACAGGAAAGUAUCUUGAUGUAGGUAUUUUUGUGCAGCACGGUUGUCGAAAGGGUGAGUGGAACAAUGUCCUGUGCCUGUUGAGAGAUACAGGGAUCUUAGAGGAAGAGAUGGCCUUCAGAGAUUAUUCAUUAAAUAUAUUUAUUGUUUUAAUCAUGGGCCAUAUUCAGUGGGGCACAACUGUCAAGGUUGCAGAUUAAACUAUAAUGUUGAUUAUUCUCUAUCACAUGAGAUUGUGAACCAGGCUUGUUCUUUACUUUACACUUCAGUCUACAUUUUGAGUGUUGUGCCCCAGGUUAUUUAAGGGCCAUCCCAAUUUCAGUCCAUAUCAUGUACCCCAAUAUAUUUGUUCUAUAUACAUGAUCACAUAGUGCAUCUGUUUAUUGAUAACCUGCAUAGCUCUACGUUGUGACAGUAAUWGGGAACCCCUGUUAUAAGGGAAGUAUUACAGCCCACUGAAGAGGUUUUAAGUAGCAUUUCCUAUUCACUUCGAUCAUUGGAUCGCUCCCAUUUUGUAAUGAGGGAUAUUUGUGUUACUUUACAAGUACACAAUAAAAAAUAAAGGGAUAUGGUUUACUUUUGUAAGCUUGUUUUUUU